AUGGCGCGUAUCCUGCCGACGGUAUUGACUUACAGAUCCGGAAUUUCGCUUUAUGACUCGCAGUUCGAUCCAGAGACAGGAGAGCAAGUUCCAAUCCCAGACGAUAUCAUUAGCGACAUAGUCACGGUCUUUAAUCGUUUCCUGAUUGUCUGCAACGAUAUGGGAGUUCAUCGGAACAACAUUCAUGUUGUUGCCACAGAAGCGACACGCAAAGCUAUCAAUUCGGCCAAGUUUCUGGAAAUCAUCAAAGAAAAGACUGGCUUGUCCAUAGAAAUGCUACCCAAAGAAGUGGAAGGCCAGAUCGGCGCACUGGGCAUUGCGAGCGGAUUCAGAAAUCUAGCCGGCCUUGUCAUGGAUCUGGGAGGAGGCAGCACACAAAUCACCUGGAUGGUGAGUCAAGGGGGCCAUAUCAGAAUCAGCCCUGUUGGCAGCUUUAGCUUUCCGUAUGGCGCAGCCGCUCUGAGCAGACAGUUGGGCGAUUUGAAGAAGGGCAAGAGAAAGAAAGAUGGAGAGGCCGCCAUUGCUCGAUUGCGACAGGAAAUGGUGGAAAAUUUUAGAGAUGCCUAUAACCAUCUACAAAUCCCCGACAGCUUGGUUGAUAAGGCCAAGCGAGAGGGAGGAUUUCGCAUCUAUCUGUCGGGCGGCGGAUUUCGGGGCUGGGGCUAUCUGUUGCUAUACCUCAACCAGUCUCACGGCAAGCAUUAUCCAAUCUCCAUCAUCAAUGGAUACACGGUUGGCCGAGAACAAUUUGAAGAUACCGAUACAGUGAAAAACAUAGCCAAAGCGGCAAAGGAUGUCUUUCGAGUAUCCGAUCGUCGGCGAUCUCAGGUUCCUGCGGUGGCAUUCCUGGUCAAUGUCUUGGCUGAGGCUAUUCCUCAUGGAAUAAGGGAAGCUCACUUCUGCCAAGGCGGCGUACGAGAAGGGUAUCUAUUCAGGACUCUUUCUCCCGACGUCAGGGAACAGUCUCCAUUGCAAGUGGCAACUAUGAACUUUGCACCUACUUCUUUUCUCAGCAUCCAGGAGUUGAUCAAGCGUGCCAUUCCGAAACCUUCCAAGAAUCUGACCAAACGGUUUCCCGAAGAAUUCGGCGAGCAUGUCAUUGAUUCCUUUGCCAACGUUAUAUAUGUGCAUAUGUUUAUGUCCAAAGAGACGGCAUCGACGACUGCGCUUUACUCAACUAGUGUCGGAAUCAUGUCGUCUACUCACGGUGUAUCGCAUCAAGACCGUGCUCGACUUGCCUUGAUGCUGGAGUCUCGGUAUCGAGGAGAGUUACCGCCAAGAGAGAUGGAAUUCCGCGAUGCACUGCGAUCACUAAUUACUCCAGAGGAAGUUUGGUGGACUACUUACCUAGGCAGAAUCGGAUAUAUGAUCACUCGUCUAUAUCCAUCCGGAGAAAUCGACCCAGUGAAGCCCAGAGUCGUGUUUUCAUCCGAAUGGGCAUGGAACUUGGGUAAAAAGAAGAACAAGGAGGGAUUAGUGUUGACGAUAUCAAUACAGAAGAAGAAGGACGAUCCUGCAGAGCUAAAACAUGCACUGGAGGAAAAUGUUAAUGUCAUCCAGAGAGUUGGUAAGAAGAAGCACUGGAUAGGAAAGGAAGAUCCUUGGGGCAUGAAGGUGAAAGUUGAAGUGGUCGAAGAAGGGAUUUUGGAGGCCCCAGAAUGA
Trichoderma gamsii is the source of this 1662-nucleotide messenger RNA. Its product is annotated as retrograde regulation protein 2. NCBI's taxonomy places the organism in Eukaryota, Fungi, Ascomycota, Sordariomycetes, Hypocreales, Hypocreaceae. The coding region runs from base 1 to 1662 and encodes 553 amino acids. Gene Ontology annotation, biological process: regulation of transcription by RNA polymerase II. The record is from RefSeq and is a predicted model, not a curated record. The transcript has a single exon.